AUGAACGGAUUCGAAAAGCAUAGCCUCGAUGAGGACAACUUCGGUGCCAAGGGCAGCGUCGUCAGCGCGUUUGACGCCUUCCCCAAAUCCAAACCCGAAUACGUUACCCGCACCGCUGGCGGCGGCAAAUGGACUGUCGCCAUGAUCUUCAUCUCUCUCGUCCUCAUGGGCUCCGAGGUCGCUCGCUGGUGGCGCGGCCAGGAGACGCACAACUUCGCCGUCGAAAAGGGCAUCUCCCACGACAUGCAAAUCAACCUCGACGUCGUCGUCAACAUGCUCUGCGCCGACCUCCACAUCAACGUCCAGGACGCCUCGGGCGACCGCAUCCUCGCCUCCGCCAAGCUGCACCGCGACCCGACCACCUGGUCCCAGUGGGUGGACAAGGCCGGCGUCCACAAGCUCGGCCACGACGCCCACGGCCGCGUCAACACCGGCGAAGGCUGGACGAGCCUUGCCAACAACGAAGAGGGUUUCGGCGAGGAGCACGUCCAUGACAUUGUCGCCCUCGGCAAGAAGCGCGCCAAAUGGAGCAAGACGCCGCGCUUCUGGGGCACCGCCGACAGCUGCCGCAUCUACGGCUCCCUCGACCUCAACAAGGUCCAGGGCGAUUUCCACAUUACCGCCCGCGGUCACGGAUACAUGGAAUAUGGCCAGCAUCUGGACCAUAAGCAGUUCAACUUUUCGCACGUCAUCUCCGAGCUCUCCUACGGCGCCUUUUACCCGUCCCUCGUCAACCCCCUCGACCGCACCGUCAACGUCGCCAGCGCCAACUUUCACAAGUUCCAGUACUACCUCUCCGUCGUCCCCACCGUCUACAGCGUCGGGAGCAGCACCAUCCAGACCAACCAGUACGCCGUCACCGAGCAGAGCAAGGAGAUUGACGAGCACGCCGCAAUUCCCGGCAUCUUUGUUAAGUACGACAUUGAGCCGAUCCUGCUCGCCGUCCACGAGUCCCGCGACAGCUUCAUCGUCUUCCUCAUCAAGCUCAUCAACGUCGUCAGCGGCGUCCUCGUCGCCGGCCACUGGGGAUACACGCUGUCUGAGUGGUUCGUCGAGGUGAUUGGCAAGAGACGCCGCACCAGCGGUGGUGAGGGCGUCCUCGGCACCAAGGGCGGAUACGAUGACUAG
Akanthomyces muscarius is the source of this 1128-nucleotide messenger RNA. RefSeq lists its product as uncharacterized. Gene Ontology annotation, cellular component: endoplasmic reticulum; Golgi membrane; COPII-coated ER to Golgi transport vesicle. The coding region runs from base 1 to 1128 and encodes 375 amino acids. Lineage: Eukaryota; Fungi; Ascomycota; Sordariomycetes; Hypocreales; Cordycipitaceae. The record is from RefSeq and is a predicted model, not a curated record. The transcript has 3 exons. Gene Ontology annotation, biological process: retrograde vesicle-mediated transport, Golgi to endoplasmic reticulum; endoplasmic reticulum to Golgi vesicle-mediated transport.